Messenger RNA from Gavia stellata (red-throated loon), 1339 nucleotides. RefSeq names its product RNA binding motif protein 34 (gene RBM34). The coding region runs from base 1 to 1296 and encodes 431 amino acids. The transcript has 11 exons. Lineage: Eukaryota; Metazoa; Chordata; Aves; Gaviiformes; Gaviidae. Gene Ontology annotation, molecular function: RNA binding. The record is from RefSeq and is a predicted model, not a curated record.
AUGAGGGCCCGCCGGAGCGGCGCGGAGUCGCGGGGGGCGCAGGACCCGGCGGCGGCGGCGGAGAAGGAGGGGGCGGAGGAGUACGUGGUGGGGCAGGUGGUGGGCAGCCUCUGGCCGGGCGGGGCGCCCGCCGCGCCGCUCGCGCGCCUCUUCAGCGCCGCUGCCGCCCCGCCGGUGCUCGUGGCCGUGACGGGGGAAAAUAAGAAAAGAAAGCGUACAGAAGAAGUGGAGAAAGUGUCAGAAGACCAGAGCUCGUCUGUCAUACAAGAACCUCCUAUAAAAGCAAAGAAAGCCAAAAAGAAGGAACUUUCAAAAGCAGAGAAAAAAUUGGCAAACAGAGAGAGCGCUUUGGAGCAGGCAGAUGAAGAGGAAGAGCAAAAACUGUUUCAAAACAAAGCGAAGCAAAAAAAAGGGGCUUCUCGUGCCAUCACCAAAAGUGUUGUUAAUUCAGAUACAGGCACUACUGUAAAGCAACAAAAGAAAGAAAAGGUGGCUGAUGAAACGGUGAACAGAAGAACAGUAUUUGUUGGAAACUUGCCUGUCACCUGUACUGUGCAGGUGCUGAAAUCUCUUUUUAAAGGGUAUGGACAAAUAAAAUCCAUUCGAUUCCGGUCUUUGGUUCCAGCAGAAGAUACUUUAUCCAAAAAGUUAGCAGCCAUAAAGCAUAAGGUGCACCCUAAUGCGAAGUUCAUUAAUGCUUAUGUUGUAUUUAAGGAAGAAUGUGAUGCCAUUAAGGCUCUAAAGGAAAAUGGAACAGAAAUUGCUAGUGGAUUUCACAUCAGAGUUGACAUUGCAUCAAAAAACAGUUCGCAUGACAAUAAAAGAUCUGUGUUCUUGGGAAAUCUCUCAUAUGACAUCAGUGACGAUGCUGUGCGAGAACACUUUUCUGUCUGUGGAGGUGUAGUAGCAGUGCGAAUUGUGAGAGACAGAAAGACCGGCUUGGGUAAAGGCUUCGGCUAUGUUCUCUUUGAGAAUACGGAUGCUGUACAUCUUGCUCUGAAACUCAACGACUCUGUUCUGAUGGGAAGAAAGAUACGAGUGAAGCGCUGUGGAGAGAAGUGGAAAGCACCACAGAAAAGACCAGAUCAGUCUCGUGCUCCUAAGGACAGAGUUGAUACCACACUGAAAAACAAGAGGUGCUCUAAUGAUUCAUUUGUUGGUGAAAAAGCAAUCCCGUUAAAGAAGAGCACUAAACCAAAAGGACUAAAAACUAUUCCUAGAAAUAAAGCUGGGAAGAACAAACAGUCUUCUGAUAAAAAUCGAACAUAUAAAAGUGCGCAUCGUUACAAAGAUUGAUGUAUACAAGAGUGUUCUGUCAUAAAUUUUGUUUGCUAACACA